Messenger RNA from Erythranthe guttata (spotted monkey flower), 1043 nucleotides. The record is from RefSeq and is a predicted model, not a curated record. NCBI's taxonomy places the organism in Eukaryota, Viridiplantae, Streptophyta, Magnoliopsida, Lamiales, Phrymaceae.
GCUAAACUUUUUUUUAUUUUUUUUCUCAAUUGAGGACCGUUAGUUUGGUGCUGAAGUCCUCCUUACAGUUUAUUUCUUAUCACUUUCUCUGAAACACAAUCCUCCGUGAAGUGCAGCGAUGGUUUCCUCUUUGCUCAAUGCUUCUUCGAUUCUUAAGCCAUCGCCGGCAAAUUCUUCCAUUUCCGCACAAAAAUUCGGAAUUCCUUUUCAGCCUUGUCAAUUGAAGCCCCUUCCGAUUGUUUCGUGCAGGAGAAAACCAGAGCAUUCCGUUUCCGCCAAAAACGGCGGAGGAAUUUCAUACUCGCCGGCGCCGCCGCCACUUGUACAGAUUGCGAUUCAGAAGUCUUUGAUUUCUGUGGCUGCUGCUGCAUCUAUUGCUAUUGUUUUUUGGUCCAGCCCAGCUCAAGCUGGAUUUCUUUCGGGCUACACCGGUAUAGAAUCAGUUCCUGGUCCCGAGUUGCCUCAGGUUGAUUUUCUCAAGCGCUUUAAUGAAGAAAAUCAGAAAAUGUAUGCGGAGAAUGACGCGAGAUUCAAAGAGUCCCCGAUCCUCAAAAAGUUGCUCGAGCAGUCGAAAUUAAACAAGGAAAAAAACCGACAAGAAACCCAGGACAAAUAUUGCAUUAGAGGAGCUGAAUGGGGAGUUGGAGAUUGUUCGGCCGAGGGGAUGUCACCCGAAGAUAAGGAGAAAUUCAUCUCUGCGUUGAAGAAGAAAGCUGGCAUUGAAUAAAGUCUGCCAGUCGUUAUGUUCUUCUUGAUUUUCCAGAUAUGCAAAAGAUUUUACAAAAGGGCCAUCAUAUAAAGUUCAAUGGACAUGAAAAUCAAUCUCGAGCUGUCGUUGUCGGAAAAAAAAGGGCACGUAAUUGAUUUGGAUGCAUAGAUCAUAUAUGGCAUCAAUUUGGAUAUUUUCUUUGGUUGCUCUACCGAGAAACUCAAAAUAUGGAAGUGUAUAAAAUACACUCUCAUAUGUAUGUUCAUAACUUUCGUUUUUGCAGUUAUUUCCAAUAGAAUUUCAAAUUUUAAUAAAAUCUUUAGAUUUUUCUCUA